Podarcis lilfordi (Lilford's wall lizard) is the source of this 27911-nucleotide messenger RNA. The record is from the annotation of a GenBank genome assembly. Lineage: Eukaryota; Metazoa; Chordata; Lepidosauria; Squamata; Lacertidae.
AUGUCUGACAAGUGGUACGACUUACUGCAUACAACAAUGACAACCUCUCAUAUGAAUGGGCAUAUAACAGAAGAUUCUGACAGUGAAACAAAAAAUGUGGAUCUUGUACCGCUUGAGGAGCCUCAGAGGCACAGAGAGAUGGCUGUUGAUUGCCCUGGUGAUCUGGGAACCAGGAUGAUGCCACUGCGGAGGAGUGCUCAACUUGAGCGAAUUAGGCAACAACAAGAGGACCUAAGGCGAAGGCGGGAAGAAGAUGGAAAGAAACAGGAACUGGACCUUAAUUCUUCUAUGCGGUUGAAGAAGCUAGCUCAAAUUCCUCCCAAAACUGGAAUAGACAACCCUAUGUUUGACACAGGCGAAGGAGUUAUUCUAGAGAGCCCACAUUGUGCUGUGAAAAUCCUAGGUAUGUAUAACUUGGAAUGAAACUUUUUAAUGAAACUCCUGCUGGUGCCAAAUGCUGCAGCUACACAGUUGAUGGGGAUAGACUAUCAGCAGCACCUAACUCUGGUGCUCAGAAAUUUUUCACUGGCUGCCCAUAUGCUACCAAGCCAGGUUCAAGGUGCUUGUAUUAAUUGACAAGGCCCUUAACAAUUUGUGUCCAGGAUACCUCAAGGAUCUCCUAAUCACUUAUAUCCUUAAAUUGAACACAGGUCUUCAGGGAAGCCACUGUUAGUGGUUCCCCAAGGAUCAUAUACACAGCCCAUAACCACCAGGAGCCGUGUGUUUAGAACUGUGGGCCCAAUUUUGUGGAACUUCCUUCUGGUUGAUGUCAGACAGGCCCCCUCCCUACUGAACUUGCAGCAUCUAAUGAAGACUUUUUCCCCCCAGCAGGAAUUUAAUUUGAAGUUUGAUGUUAAUGGUUUUAAUUGAUUUUUACUUUUUGUAUGGUAUCAUUGUAAACUACUUAGAGACAAUUGUUGUAUAGCAGUAUAAAUUGUUUAAAUAAAUAAAAAUUAGGAACCAUGUGCUCUGCAGGAUAACAUUUGGAGAGCGCUUUAAAAUGCUGCUUUUAUAUUUGUUUUAAGUUCAGAAAGCAUUUCAGAAACUUACUAGGCAAAGCACAUGCCAUGCAUGAAUAUGAGAUGCAUACUAAUGAGAGUGAACAACAGAGAGGCUCUAAGCAAAAUGUUUGUAUUGCAAAUAAAUUAAUCCAAAUUUAACAUACUGAGAUGUUAAGAAGAAAUACAUGGUAAGCCAAACAGUCAUGCCUGGGGAGACACCAGGCAAAGGGCAACAAUAAUAUUUGCUAUGCCUGCCAGGACUGGAAGUUAACAGUUAAAAAUUAGUGUCGCUAUACAUGAACAAGCAACAAAGCUACUGCCUGGGCACAUAACAACAACAAUCCUAUUAUAGCUUAGCCAAAGUAUGUAUAACUGAAAUAAUCACACAUUUACCCUCUGUUUAUUCCACCUCCAUUUUUCCCAUUCCUGGAGCCCUUAGUGUGAGGACUAGUCAAGAAACAUGUACACAGAUAGUGCUGUAUAAAUUAAUAAUUAAAUGAUAGUGCAGAAUUUAUGAAAGCAAAUAUCUAUUCCCCUAGGUUUGGACUAUAUUCCUAUAUACAUUCCUACUGAUGGGCAUAUUAUUUGAGUAAAAUGAUGACCUAAUAUAAUUGUUGGGGUAAAUUAAGUGUAAAGCAGUAAGAUAUAUAAAGGUGGUUAAAGGUAAUUUUCUAGCUGCUAUAAUGUUAGACUGAAAGUUUUAUUUAUAUUAUGGGAGUUGAUAAAUCACACCAAACUGCGUUGUGCAAAUUCUUGUCUAGUUCAUUUUCUGUCUUUUCAAUACCUAAGUCUCUAGUUGCAGUGACCUCUGGAGGCAAAGCAGUGGCUAUAACGAUAGCAUGUCAAGUCAGACAUCAUGCCACACAAGUUAUGAUUUGCAAUCCACCUCAAACCAUAAUCAUAUAUACACUAAUAAGAAUUGGCAUUCAAAAGAACCAGGUUUGUUAUGUAGCUAAAAUAGCACCAUCCAAACACAAGAGGAGAUAGAAGCAGGGUUGAUAGAUUCCCACAUAUGACAGAAAUCUGGUAACACUUUACAACAAAACCUUAAAGGAGGAACCCACACAAUGCUGACUGGUUUGCAGGAUGGGCACAGAAAAGGGGGUAAAUGAAGUGGAUUAAGGCUUGAACAGGAGCAUUCUACACUGAAACAUUUUCUUGUAGUCCGUACCCGUAACUUCUGAUUUGUGGUUUGCUAGCCAGUUGCUAACCAUCCUUUGUCAGUUCAGACAUCACAUGAAACCAUGAUUAAGUGUCAGUAAAUAUGGCUGGAUAGAUUAUCUGAACUGUUUUGUAGUAAGGAACUUGGGUAAAAUUGCCACUGGACUUAAAAGAAAAUGUUUCUGGAACAAUACAUGGUUUUUAAUUAAAGUAGCUGCAUCCAUCAUAGGUAAUCACAACAAUAUAGAUAUGCACUUUUACUUUCUAUCUGCAACAAAUAAUUUGUUAGCUAAAAUAUAAUAGUGUUUCAGUUUUUCAGUUUAGUUACUGUUACUUUCAUCAAUUUUAUAAAUUGUUGACCUGUGUUGCCUUUAAAGGCAUUGGUUGUAUUUUAACUUUAUAAAUAUGACUUAGAGCAGGGGUCAGCAAACUUUUUCAGCAGGGGGCUGGUCCACUGUCCCUCAUACCUUGUGGAGGGACUAUAUUGGGGGGGGGGGAAUGAUGCAAGAGCACCAUGAGCCCCGGUGACUGCUUACCUGUGUAUUGCGAGCGGCAGAGGCUGGCGGCGGCGGGGCGAUGUGCAGCGCACGAAAGGGCUCUAGAGAGGGGCUGCUUAAAAUGGUGGCCGCUUGAGUGCUGCUGCUGCUGGCACCAACAAAGCCCAGCCCCCUUCCUCCUCUAGGCAGGGCAGGGAGAAGCCAGGAGGAGGGAGGGAGAAGCUGCCACUGCCGUGUGAGGGAGAGGGAAAGAACACAUGCUGGCGAUCCACGCAGCUAUUCCCGGACUGUCCGUGAGCCAACUCCAGAAGGCAAUUGGGCCUGAUCCGGCCCACGGGCCUUAGUUUGCCUACCCAUGACUUAGAGCAAGCAGUCUGAUCCUGUUGCUGUGGUGAUGAGGAGAGAUUUAAUUUGAGAAAAUGCUACAGUUGUGAAUUGAUUUUUGCAGACCAGUAACCAGUCUUAGAUACAGUAUAUGAAGGAGGUCCAGUAUUCAUACACUUAAUUCUUUAUUUCAUUAAAAGAUUCUGCUUUCUGUAGCCAAAGUCCUAACCAAUGCCCAGGCAUUGUUCCCCCAAGCUUCAUUUUUCAUAGCAUUCCUCAUGGAAAUGCUGCAGAAUUGUUAUGUGUAUUUGACUGCAUUCUGCCUUAUAGUUUUUACUCAUGAGAGUGUUCUGCUAAAUUCCUGGCAGUUACAGUGUCAUGCAGGGAGGAUUAAUAUAUGUGAAAGCCCAUCACAGCAGGUGUGGAAUGGCUUAAUCUCUGCUGAGAGAGAACCCAUCCAAGGAUGGCUUUCACUAUUUGGAAAAGCUCUGCCAGAUGGGACUUCAUGGAGACAUUGGCAACUGUCACCAAAAUACAGCCUGAGUAGCAUUCACAGUCUAGGCAUUGGUUAGGACCUACUAGUUGGCAAAGCUCUUGUUCCAUGUGUAGUCCUUCUUGAUACCAUUUACAUGUUGGUUCUGUAGGGUGGCAAGCCACCGAGGCUGGCUUGAGCAUGCUUACGGAUUAGUCCCAUCAGUUCAUUCUGAUGGGUUUGUGGGGAGAAAGUCCCAAAGGUCUAGAAUUCUUUGACAUUAACUUGCUAAAGCAACCUUUAGAAUAGGGAUUUCCUUCAGCAGGGGUGGAAAGGGUUAAACCACAUCUGCAGGGAUUAUGGUUUUUCACCUGCUUUAAUAUUUUUUGACUCUGUCUUUCUUCAGUCUCCAGUAAAAUAAGACUGACAUUUUAUGCAUUAGUGCAUAAAUACUAGAAUAAAUACUUGCUACUUUGAGGAACUUGUAGGGGAAAUACCCACAUUUAUGUGAAAUUUUGCAGAUAACAUGUGAGGUCUCAAGUCUUCAGCCUUCAAAGUAGUUGUGCUUACAAGUAGCUGAAUAUUGACAUCUUUAAAUUUCAAAGGGUAGAAGAAAAUAAGCACUAAGAACUGCACUGUGUAUUUAUAACAUGGAUUUUUCUGUAAGCGUGGCAUAUUUUCUGCUUUCUAGAUUCAACAUUUGACACUUUUGCUGAACUUCAAAACAAAAUUCUAGCUUGCUCUGAAAGCUGUCAAGCUUGGUUUAAAUGUGUGGCUGUGCAAAGAAUUCUAUAUCUUUUAUUUUAUUUUAUUUUAUUUUAUAUAAUAUUUUAUUAUAUUUUAUUUGGAAAGGAGCAGCAUAUAACUGCUAUUGUACCCCAGGAAUGUGGCAGUUUGCUAACAUUGUUCCUUCCCUCACUGGUUUGUCAUAUGAGUACUUUUCCUCAAAAAUCAUAAAUGAAUAAAUCAAACACUUCACCCGUUGAUAUACCAUACUUUUCCAUCUAUAAGACUCCCCCAUGUAUAAGACAACCCCCCUAUUUUGGGGGACUCAGUUUUAAGAAAAUGAGGGGAGAUGGCACAAAGUUGUUGAGCUUUUCCCCCCAUGCAGCUGCGGGCAGGAAACACUCCCUAGAUCGUUUCCCUCACGCUGUGGCAUUGGGGGAAGUUGCGCUCCCGCCAGCCAGCCGAUUGGCUGGAGCGCAACUUCCCCUGAUGCUGCUGCAUGCGGGAAAUGAUCUAGGGAGUGUUUCCUGCUUGCUGCGGCAUCGGGGGAAGCCAGCCAGCCAGUUGGCUGGAGCGCAACUUCCCCUGAUGCUGCUACACACGGGAAAUGAUCUAGGGAGUGUUUCCCGCAUGCAGUGGCAUCGCGGGAAGUUGCGCUCCAGCCAACUGGCGGGUUGGUGUGCCGCUCCUCCCCCCCAUGCCACUAUCUGUGUAUUGGAUGACACCAGUUUUUUGACACGAUUUUUGAGUCAAAAAACCUUGUCUAAUACACGGAAAAAUAUGGUAUUACUGUUCUGUAUGUUAAGCAUAAGCGAUUCUGCAUUUUUAAUAACACACAAACAAAUAACUGUUGUUUCUGUUUGCGUUUGUAUUUUUCUUCAGGAUGCAAGUUGGCUAUAGUUUGAAUUUUGUUUUUCAAGGAAGAAAGCCCCCAAAACCCUGCAGCUAUUCCCUCCUCUUCCUCAUUUCUUUUUUUACUUUAAAUAUAGCUGCUUUUAGAUUUUGUCAUAUUUAAAUCAUGCAUGCAUUGCCUUGGGUUGUAAAGUUCCAAAAGAAAAUAGUCCUUUCACCUGUUAAUUACUAGUGAUGUUCCCAAAUAAGAAUUUGCUUCAGAGAGCAGGGCAUAUAUUAUUGCCUGUCCUAUUCUUCAGAGAUGCCUAGUUCAACAUUUAUUUAAUAUGACCCAGCACAAUUUCCUCUCCCUCCUUCAAAUCUGCUUUCCAGUCAUGCUGAAAAAGAAUCCUCCCCUUAGUUGCACUUCUGUUUAUUCUCUGGUAUUAAUUUGAGCGAUAUGCACUUUGGAUGUCUACCCUGUUGCUGCUGAAAUCAGAAAAUAUAGAGUAUCGCAUAAGGUAAUAGUAACAGUUCCAAAGUAUUGAGAAGAAAUCUUGCUUUAUUGUGAGCAAACUAUGUUCUCUUCAAGUUUGGGAGAGGAAGGGUGGACAGCUUUUUCCUUCUGCCAGCAUAUCUUUGUACUUCUUGAGAUGCUACUCUGCUUCAGACCUUUGUCCACUGUCAGCAUGAGAGAAGAGCUAAAAAGCUCCUGUACAUACACAGAAUACCAUUUGUAGUACUUUUUGUGCCAGUCUGUUUUCUUUUAAUUGUGAAAAUCUGUGGGGAGUAAAUCUUAAUGUAUGACUCAUCGCUUUAGCUAGAAAAUGGGAGUUAUUGUGAUUUAUCUAUAUUGUUAAGACCAACAUACCAAAUCUAGAAUUAAACUUGUAAUGCCUAUGUUGCUGUUUGUGAAACCGAGAUAGAAUAGGGUUGUCUUUACUGUAUGAGAACAAUGGGAUAUUUUUGCUCUUUUACCUUUUCAACAUUCACUCUUAUUGCAGUCCUUCUUUAGCCUCUUAAGGUGUUCUUUUGUGAGAAGAGGUGGUGCUUGAGGGAAAUUCUCCCCCCUGCCCAACACGUUCUGUGUGUUUGGGGAGGGGGCAGCCUUCAUGCUCUGUUCUGGGUUCUUUGAGCUGCCAGAGUUCAUACCUGGAAGAGAGAGAAUACAGGGGCAGAAGAAGUGCUAUAAGAGUCUUGUUCUUGUUGGGAGGAGGAGGUUAUGCAGAAGAGGCAAAAUGCUAAGCGGGCUAAUGUACCCAUCACAUGUGUAUUAAUAAUUUCUGAGGGUGGGGCGGAGAGAGAGAAAUGUUUCUGCAGAGUUAAAAUUACACUGCAGUUAUGGGUACAAAUUGCCUAUCAAUUCAUAUUAACAUAUUAAACUGGCUUGCGUGUCACAUUAAACCAUAAGUUAGCUCAAAAGACUCUGCUUCACUCCUCCCCUGCUCCUUUCUUUAGUGUGCUAGGAAACAAACAAACCAGAGGCUUCUCUUUCCACAAUAUGUGAACCUGUGCUCAUGGUUUCUUUUUCUCCCAACAAACUACAAUGGUAAAUUCAUUGACUUUAAAUCAGAGUUUAUCCUAUGGUUUAAAGUGACAUAUGAACCAGGUCAUUCACUUCCAAUAGAGUAUGUCUUUUGGCGACUUUUUAUGUUGACAUUCAUUAAAUGUUUCUGAUAAAAUAUGCAUGCCACCUGUGUCUAGAUACUACUUACUUUGAAACCCUUCUAACGAAUGAUAGCAAAUCUUUACUACUUUUCAAAGUACAAAAUGAGAUAAAAAUCAUUUAUGUUCCAAUGAGAGUUCACAACUCAAGAAUUCAUAUUCUGUUCUCUUUUCCUUUCAUAUUUCAGGCUGUGUGUGUGUGUAUUGUGGAAUGAUAGAGCUAUCUCUGCCUUAUCCUCUACUCCACCUCCCCCACAAUUAAACUAUUUGGCUUUAAGCCGUAAGAAAGUUGUGACUUUUAUAUCCACAGAACUGACAACAGUGCAUAAUUUAUCUUCCUUUGUGUAAUCAUCUGAGUAUAUAGCACAGUGGUGUUAUGAACCCUUCCUGUUCAGGAAAAACAGUCUCAUGAGUGUGAGCAGUUCUGAAUUAAGUUGUGUGGGACACCCAGAAGAAGUGGCAUGAAGUUCCAGGGAGGAAUAGGAUCCUAAAGCAACUGCUGCUGCUACCUAACAAGACUUACAUAGAUCAUGGACUCUGAGUGAUCUACAUUGGAUUAAUGUGGGUAACUGCCCUUGAAAUGCCCUGACGUCCAAUAUGACUUGAGAAGGGAGUUCAGAAAGAGUUGCUUCUUUGUAUGUGGCUUUUCUUCUUAAUGCUAGUGUUGGAUUUGCUACACAAGCACACAAUAGCAGACUGCGUACACAGAGCUGCAUGCAAGGCUAUCCUCCCAUCCUUCUGUGCAAGUUUAUUAGGGUCAAGUUUUGCCACCUGAGAAGGCAGUAUAGGUUUAGAAGGAUGCAAGUUCAGAAACUCUGACACUCAUAAUGGUGACGAUGACCUUAUUUGCACAUCAAAUAAAAUCCUGUUAAUGUGAACUCCCAUUGCUCUGUCCCAGCUUCUGCCAACCUAGCAGUUCAAAAGCAUACCAGUGCAGGCAGAUAAAGAGGUACCGCUGUGGCAGGCAGGUAAACGGUGUUUCUGUGCACUCUGGCGCUUGUCGUGGUCCUCUGUGCACCAUUAGCGGUUUAGUCAUGCCGGCCACAUGACCUGGAAAGCUGUCUGUGGACAAACGCCAGCUCCCUUGGCCUGAAGUGAGAUGGACACCGCACCCCAUAGUGACCUUUGACUGGACUUAACCAUCCAGGGGUCCUUUACCUUUGCCUUUACCUUGCACAUCACAGCAAACCACAGUGAGUUGUUUACCAUGAACACACUGAACUCUCCUGUUUUGCUCUUCCCUGGUAUUACAUGAGAGAAAUAAAUCACAAUUCCUGACUGAGCAUUGUAUCUGAAAUAGGGUUUUGUUUGCACUCCAAACAAGCCACAAUGUGAAGCCAAAGUUUCACUGUGGUUUAGUGCAGAGGUGAGGAACCUCUAGCCCAUGGGUCAUUAUUGGCCCCCAGGGGGUCCAGUUUGGCCAGUGAGGCUAUUUUUCCAAAAUCAUGUCCACCUGUUGAUCUGCUGAUAUCAUGCAUGUCAUCUGAUGCCCAGGAGGGCAGGGUUCAAUUUUGCCUUUGCUGUGCACCUGUUUCCAGACAAAGCAGCAAAAUUUAAUCCCCUGCACAUCAACCGAUGGCUGAGGGUUAAAUCUUCCUCAGUUGGGAUCUCUAGCAUUUCCCCUGCUGUAUAGCAAAGCAUGCAGCCACGGGUUUUUUGCAAGUUGUCUGAUUAUUCUAAGCCUUUUCAUUAGGAGCCAACUCAAGUGUGAUGUGGAAUUGCAGUAAUUAAGUACAUUUACAUUUAAAACACAUCUGAACUUUACUGUGAUGUAUGAACAGGGCCAUUGUGUAAUCAACCAUUGAUCUUACCAUAUUAAUGUUGGAAUUUAUUGGACACUAAUUAUGACUUGAAGCAAUAUGCUAAAAAGCAUAGAAAAGAUACAUUGUUGAAUAAUAAUUUUAUACCACUGUUAACUUAGGUUUAUCAAGCCCAAUAUUUAUAAUCGCAAAAAUAAUUUGAAAAGGGCAGUUUUAAUUUUUUUCCUGCAAAACCUUGCUCUUCUAUUUGUGCCUUUCAUCUUAUAUCAUAACCAGUUCUUCAGAAUGAGGCUUUUCUUUUUUUGUUUCAUUUACCUUAUAUAUUCAGGCUAAGUAAUGUAUCUCAAUUUUCUUUUUAGAAGUUGAGGAGCUUCUAUCAUCUCUGAAACAUGUUCAGCACACCCUGGUAGAUCCCCAAAGCCAAGAGGAAAUAGCUCUAAUUUUACAGCUGGUUCAAAACACCGACUUUCAAAAUGCAUUUAAAAUUCAUAAUGCGGUUACCGUGCAUAUGAACAAAACCAGUCCACCAUACCCACUUAUCUCCAAUGCGCAAGAGCUUGCACAAGAGGUAUGUAUAGUGUAUAUUCCCAUCCAAUAAUGAAACUAGUAGUAACUUAUUUCAAAUUGCCAGUCAUAGCUAUGUCAUUAAAAUGGGGAGGGGAACCAGCAUAUAGCCUGUAUUACUAUCUGUUUUCUUUGUCCAGAAGAAAAUAACUUCAGACUCUGAGAAGGUAGAAGUUUUAUCAGUAGAAAUGUAAGGUGGCACACAACAGUGUUCAGUAUCCUAAUUGAUUUAAAAGAUAUCUCUGUUCUUCUGCAAGCUUCCUCGUUUAGGCUUCGUACUUCGGAUACAAUUCAAUACCCAGGACCCAAAGGAUCAUCUGACUAGUUAUGCAUGCCGAAGUGGACACUGAGCUUAUUACUGUUGUGUCUUAAACAGCAGUCUACCAUAUCUCAUUUCAAAUAACCUAAGGAGUCUCCCAAAAGCACAUUUUGGUAUGGAGUAGUAGUCUGGUCAGAGAAAUAGUUUAAAGUUUCACUGUAAACCCCCAAACCCUUGUAUGUUCUUAAAGUAGCUCAUAAGAUCCUGGCCAAAAACUAAAUAACAUCAGCAUGGUAUGCUAUUCAGCAUUGAAUUGCUUUUACUAAAUUAAUAGCCUCUAAAAAAGAAAGUGUAUUGCAGAUAAAGCAGCUUACUAUAACAAACCAGUGUUUUGAUUAUCACCUAAAUAGGUGCUUGAAGCAAGCCUUUACCUUUUCUGCUUCUACCACUUCUGGCAAUUUGUUCUAUUUUUCUAACACAUUUAAAUUACUAAACGAAGCAAAAGUUAACAUGGACUUGGCAGUAAAUGUCCACUUUUCUUGUUACUACCAGGCUGAUAGUAGCAGACACUGCACGUGUAAUUUUUACAAAUGUGAAGCAAUUGCAUGCAGGCACAGAUCUGAGUUCAUUCAGUACCUCAACAAAUCAGCUAGUGAGUCUUGUUAACUUAAAUUCUGUAGAAUGAAUUGGAUUUUGUUUCUGCUAAUGUUCAGAAGACUGACAACUACUGCUACUUUGGACUAGCCAGUUAUAUAAAGUACUUUAACAGCCUUUAUGUUUAUUUUGCCACUUUGAAUGUUUACAUUGCUUCUUGCCAUCUGGAAUUCCUGGGAUGUUUGAGAUGUGGAUGGCUUUAUUAAUACUAUUUUUUAAAAUAGUAACAAUAUUUAGAAUAUAUAAUAGAUGUAAAGUAUUCAAAGCAUUUCAGGCUAAAAUAUAUUUUGCUUGUUGAGAUUCUGUUUUUUCAUACACACAUACUGUGCAUUCUGUUAUAUUUUAAUAGCUUACAAUAUUGAGCAAACAUUUAUUAGGAUGCCUUGUCUUAUAACAAAAAGAAAACAAAUAUUAGUUUUUAUCUAUCUAAUGAAAAUAUGGCUGCAAUUUUAAGAACAGUCUAUUUUGAACAGCUACUUUCAAAGGUAUAGGGAAGCCUGGGUCAAUAACAAUAAAGUUUUUUCAUGUUCAAUAAUACAAGAAAAUAGGAUCAGCUUCUUGAUUUGAGGUCUAGGUAUCAGAAGAGCCUGCUUUUUUUCGUUUUCCUUUUAAAAAGGGCCAUAAGAAAGUAUUUUCAAUAGCUUGGAUAAGUGCAUGGAUGCUGUGCACAUGCCCUACUGGGAGGCAUUCCUUGUACUUUCUGACUAAUAUUCAAAAUAGAGUAUGUUGUUUGCUUUAUUGCUUAAAUGUGAGUACUGUGUAGGAUAAUUCUCAAUCCGACUAUUUCCUCACUGUUGUUACGGACAAAAGGUAGUUUUAAUAACAAGGCAAGGAAAAUAUGAUUUAUCUAUUUUUCUGAAACUUUAAUUUAAUUAGGAGGCUGAGCAAAGCAUGCAGGCUUAAGGAAUUUAUGUGGAGAUUAACUCCCUAAAAUAAUGUGGUGCACUCUGUCUCUGUUAUAAAAAUAGCUGUUGAACAUCAAAUUUAAUUACAUUGAUUUUCAAGCCAGUUAAAUGCGGCAAAAUUGAGGGCUAGGAUUAGGGGGAAAUAGUCUGAGUGUUGAGCCUCAAAGAUCAGCUGAUGCAAGAUUCAAGAAAGUAGUUUCUGGCAUGGAAUGCUCUGUAGCACAUUGGCAAGAUAUUACAAUUCUAGACCCCAUAGCAUAAUAAUAGAGUGGACCUUCUAAGUGACAGUUUGUUUAGCAUUUCUAAGGAAGAAAUGUUUGUUUGUUUAUAAAAGCACUUCUAUGCUGCUUUUCACAUGACGUACCAAAGCGGUGUACAGCAUGUUUAAAACAACAUUGCAUUAAAACAAAUAAAAAUAUGUAGAAAAGUAGUCAUAUAAUAAAUGCAGGAAAUGGAGAGUAAACAAUCCAGCACUCAACAAUCUACAAAUACCUGGGUGAACAAAAAAGUUGUUAAUUGCUCGCAGAAACACAUUACUGAGGGGAAACUAUUUCACAAGACGGGUACCGCUGUAGUGAGAGCCCUUUGCUGGUUGUUGCUAGAUAGAUCAGAGCAGGCCAUGGAAGGGACUCUCUGAAGAUCUUAGUUGACUGGUUCCCAGAUUCUUUAGGCUCUUAUGUAAAUAACAGAACUUUAAACUUGGCUUGGGAGCAAAUUGACCAUCAGUGCAGUUCAUUCAGGAGAGGUGUUACAUGCAUGCAGUAGGAUGUGCUAGUAAGCAACCUACCCAUGGUAUUCUACACUAGUUGCAGCUUCCAAACCAAGUCUCAGGGCAGCCCCACAUGGACAGCUUGUUACAGCAGUCUAAUCUUGAGUUUACCAGCAUGACUGUGACUAAACUGUAAUCAUCCAGAAGGAAUUGUAGUUGGCAUACCAGCCAGAGCUAGUAAAAGAUGCUCUUUGCCACUGCAUUUACAUGGACCUCCAGUAACAAUGAUGGUUCUCAGAGAAACCCCAAACUGCAUACUUGUUCUUUCAGGGAAAGUGCAACCCCGCCCAGAAUAAAAAAUACACCUGAUCCCUGGAUCUCUGAACCACGCACUCACAUGGCCUCUGUGUUGUACAUCCUAACUGCCCAAAUGACUCAGCCUGUUUUAAGCAAGACUCCUUACAGAUCUGAAUGUCAGUCUGUAAUGCAAUUAACUUUUCCAGGGUAUGGGAGUUAAUAUUGUAGUGCCAAACGUCCCCCAAUAUUCACACACAUUUUUUUGCUGUUCCACCUCGGUUUCUGGUCCCCCCCCUUUUUUUUUUACUGUUAACAAGGUAUUGAUGGUGGAUCAAAGCUAGUGCCACAAGGAAACAUCAUUCACUUUGAAGUACAGAAAUGAGUGUGAUCUGUAUAUUCUGCAGACAUCCUUUCUCUUUGAAAUUAUUUUGCCUGUCUCAUAGCCUCAAUCGUGAAUAUUUUUUCAAUGAAAAUGUUAUGAAUACCGAGGAUCUGAUUCAACAACUAGUCCCACUAACAGAAGCCCACUCAAGGACUUCUGCCAGCACAACAGGGCCUUUCCCCUCUCUUCCCCAUGUGUGCAAGCAGAAAUGAUGGAGUAAUCUCCUAAGUGCUAUGUUGAAUCCCUCUCAUGCAUUCUAUCUCAUGCAUCUCUGUCAAAAUAGAAAUUUGUGUAGCCAUUCCAUUAUUAUUAUUAUUAUUAUUAUUAUUAUUAUUAUCUGAUAUAAAGUGUUAUAUAGAAAAAUCAGCAUCAGCUCAUAGAAAAACAAACUGGUAGCUUUGGGUGGAGUCUCAUAUUUGUAGAAUUAGAUGUAUCCAUGGGUAGAAAGAUAUUUAGUGAAGAUUUUGCAAGAGGGGAUGUUCAGCUCUGCCCUGUCAGCCCUGCCCUCUCACCAGUAUUCACUCUGCAAGCCUAUUUCCAGUCUGGCCUAGCUAGAGGGAAAAUAAUUGUGGUUGGAAGAAAGGGUUAAACUUAAGAGCAAGAGAGAGUGAGAGUGUUUAACCCUUUCUUCCAACCUGUGUGUAUCUUCUUUAGUCUAUGAAAAUGGUCUGGGAACCAGUGUUUGUUUAUGUAACAUGAAGUUCUGCCCUUUUUAAUUCUGGAAAUGUAUUCUUACAGGGUGUAAGAAUGUAUUCUUAUUUCGGGUGUUUGUGUGUGUUAUGGGGUAGGUAUGGGGUAGGAUAGUAGACAUCAUCAUAUUUUUGGUGUUCACCUGUGUUUCAGGUACAGAGUGUUUUGAAGCCAAGCCAUCAGAAAGAUGGAUUGGAACUUAAUUCUUUAUUGAAUGCUCCUCAUAUUCAGGUAGGAAUAAACUGUUUAUUUGCAAAUGAAAAAAAAUUUCAAUUGUUUUCUUAAUGUCUACGUAUUGUAAAUUUCAGACUUUUUUUCCCUGCCUAAUAUAGUAAAGUUCCAUGGUCAUGAUUCAAAGAAAUAAUAGUUGCAUACUGUAAAAACACACCUGAACAUUAGCUUUCCUUUUUGACUAAAAACUUCAAAAUUCCAGCUACUGUACAUAAGUUCUCUGCUAUGUGUGUUUCCUGCUAUUUUGAAGUUUUGCCAGUAAGUUACAGGUAUGAGUCAAAUAUCUCAUGAGGAAUGUGCAGCUGCCUCAUGUGCUACACCUUCACAGGACAACUGAAAUUAAAAAAUAAAACGAAAACAAAUGGGCAACGGCUAUUUUCUGUUGUAUUAAUGGUCACAGCCUGUAUUUAUGAAAGCACAAUCCUUUGUUCAUUCAACCAUAAUUCUUGGUUAUAGCUCUGUUAUGUAGCUACCCAUCCACGCUGAAAGCAAGAGAAAACAUGUAUGAUAUGACUGCCUUGGACUAUAGCCUGCACGUUGAAUCUUUAUCUGCUUGGAUUUUUUAAAGUGUCCCACUUAUAAAUUACCUCUAAUGUGUGAAUAUCACUUUCUAUAAAUGGCACUGUUUGUUUUACACUAGGCACUGCUGUUGGCUCAUGAUAAAGUUGCUGAGCAGGAAAUGCAACCAGAGCCAGUGACGGAUGAAAAGAUUUAUGAGAAUGUAGGUCUGUAUGGAGGAGAGACAGUUAAAAUAGUUCGCAUUGAAAAGGCUAGAGAUAUUCCAUUGGUGAGUAUACUGAGGCAAGAGAGCCAAUAAAAAGAUGAAUACCAUAGUACUUUCGUAUUACUCGGUCUGAUCUCUGUGGCACAUUCUCUCUUUAAAAAAAUGCUGACACACUCAGAUAUAAGAAAGGACAGGUGCAAGUACCUUUUCUUAGGGUGAUCCCAGAUUCUGCUUUUAAUGUGCAAUUGACAUGCCUUCUUCAUGAAAUUGUACAGUUGACCCACAUGGCACUGUGAUCUGUUUGUAAUCCUCCCAUAUUUUCCUAGUCUGCAUCCAUCUUUUUUCUUACCUUGGACGGUCUUAUGAGGAGCAUCACAAUAUUUUUGCAAAUGUGGAUGGGAAAAUGCGCAGUUGGUGAACAGUAAGAGGAGUUACCCUGAAGAGGAUGAAUGAGGUUUAGGGGUACCCUUCCUUUAUUUAUUUAUUGUUUGCCCUGCAUUCCUGAUUCAGAGCUGUUUUUUUCUCCUUUCCCUUGAUCUAAAACAGCUGGAACACUGGCUCUCAACUAAUUAAUUGCUUCCUGGAACUAAAUGUCCUUAGCCCCCACACUUCAAUUAGGUUUUUAAUGAGGGAAAAUUCAGCUGUGCUGUUGCUUUUAUAAAACGGUUACACAUAUUUUCAGGGGUUCCUUAGUGCUCCCCUUGAAAACAGCAGUUCUUAAUUGGAGUAAAAUCAGUAUCCUUACAUUGUGGGUUUUUAAAGUUUUUUUAUUGUGUUCAUGUGUGAGGAUAGCAAUGACAGUAUAUAGAAACAAAAAUCUCAAACUACAAAUGAAAUACAACAUAUAAUCUUGUAUGAUAUAAUAUCUCGCACAUAUAUGUAUAUAUCUUAUCUAAAUCUUACAUUAUGGUCCUCAGUGUAUUCUAAUCUAUUCAUAGUCGAUUAAGACAUCACUCCAGCCACACCCUUCUCACCACUUCUGGAAAUGUCUCCUAUUCUCCAUUGUUAUUGAAUAAAGUCUCAGCACACAGCUCUAAAAACCUGUGGCUGUGCUCUACAUAAAGGUACCAAAUCAGACUGGAUAACUGUUAAUAAAAAGAAUCACAGGAUCUGACUGCUCCUAGUAGCCUCUUGGGUGAAAUAAUGCCUACUCUAAAGACAACUCGCAGUUGCACCUCUUUUUUUAAAAAUGAGUACAGGUACAGGGUGGGAGGCUUUCCUCAGAAUCUUCUCUCUUCCUUAUAUUCUCCUAGAAAAAACAAUGGGAAGGUUUGCCCCCCACAAACAAAAAGGGAGGAAGCUGGGGAGAGAAGAGAACUGCCUCCCCCCUCCAUAUAGAGCAAUGUCCCAUGACAGUCACCAUCAUCUUCAGUUCUUUUUUGAAAAAUGAAAAGAUGUUGCUGCCAGCCUUCCCUUUUCCUGCCAUAUUGGAUUAGGAAUAAAGGAGUUCAAGUUUCUAGGCAGAUUUUUCCUUAACCUGCUUACCUCCCUUCACAAUGUACAAAGCAUUGCUUAGAGCUCACUCUUUAUAUGUGUAUCUGUAUGUACAUCCAUGGUGAAAUAGCACAACUAAGUGUUGUUGUUUUUUUAAAUGACUUAAUGCACUCAGGAGCAGCUUUGAACAGCAGUGGUAACAGGUCUAACUCUCCAGCUUUUGACACUUUUGACAAGGAGAGGACGCUGUAGCUGGCAAAGAGAUUGGGUUGUCAAAGGUUUAUUGAUGUACAUGCACAUACCACCCCAAGCCACAAAUCAUAUCUUCCUCAUGUACACUACUAAAAUGUUUGAGAAGCAACAGCUUCAAAAAUGUUGAGAGAAUGAGUGUGCGUCGCUAAUAAGAGGUGGGAAAAUGAGAGGGAGCAAUACUGCCCACAUAGCUAUUUCAUUCCUGCACUUUAAGGUGAGAUGGAUGCUUUAAGAAGCAGGAGACCUCUUGGAGAAUAGAUGAUCAAUUGCAGUUCCACUUGUAAUCUAUAGUGCAAGAGCAUUAAUUUGUAGCAUUCCUGAUUUUGUGGAAUGGAACAUGAAAUUGAUGGCUCAUGUUCUCAGGCUAUGCUGAAAAUUUAAUUAUAUCCUAUUGUUGGAAGACCUAGAUGGUGGUUUUCAUUUUUACUUGUUUGUAGAAUGACGUUUUUAUUGGAAAAUUGAACUUAAUUGCCUGUUCCUGUAUUCCAUAAUGUACCUCUCAAAUCUGACCAGUGACUGAAACUACAGUAUUUCGAAUUUAAGAUACAGAUUUGGUAGUGCUACUGUGUUUCUUCAUACACUAGUAUUUUCCUCACUGCUUUAUGCAUUUCAGAAUUUCCAUGUGGCAAUUUAUAACAAAGAUCAAUAAGCAAGCACGCCUAGGCUCCACCUUUUGGUAGUUCCACUAGGACCUGAUCAUGGCUCAACCCUCAUCACCAUCUAAACAAGGUUUCUGGUGUUGUGGAUCAGAAAGAAUAAUAAAAUGUCACUUCAUGGGGAUGAAAUGAUCCUUUCCUUGUCCCCCUCCAACGCUGUGGGUAACUGUCCUUGACUACGGCUAUAUAGCAACAAAAGGAAAGGGCAGGUUUUAACUCAUUGAGCCACAAAUAUUGAUGCUAAUGUAACACAUUCUGUAAUUAAAAAAGAUUGGUUACAACAUAAUACCCAAGGCAAAGUCCUUAGCACAGAUUUGAUUUAACAGCACCAUUACUACAUGAGGUGCUGCAGGUAAGGUUAAGACCCUCCCUGUCUUGUUCCUUUAAUGGCAAUCAUUAAAUGUUUUUAAUAGUGAUUGCAUAUGAUCAUUUCACAUUCUCUUCUUCAAAUGUCAAUGUGGCUAACAAAUCCAGAAUAACAGUAAUAAAUCUAUUAAAUGCCAUAUCAUCUAGAAGCACAACAAGAUAGCAAUAUAAGAGCAUCAUAAAAACAGUGUAAAUCAAUAAUUAAAAUUCAUUAAGAAGAGAAGCUUUCAAAAUCCCAACUAAAAAUGGGAAGAAUAUGUUUUGAUGAGCUGGAUACUGUGCCUCCCUGCAAAACAAGAAAAGCUUAUUCAGGCUCAUUUUGUUGUUUUUGUCUUCUCUUAGACUUUUCUCUGAUGUGCUAACUAUAGAAUUACAGUAUUCCUUAGAAUCUGUAGAGAACUUGUAUUUUCAGAAAUGUUAUUUAUUGUUGGUUAUAUUUCUGCUCUGCCCAGUGGCGUAGCGUGGGUUGUCAGCACCCGGGGCAAGGCAAGUAAUUUGCGCCCCCUAACCUUAACCCACAGAAGUUGCGCCCGGUGCGGCCGGCCCCCCCUGCACCCCCCACGCUACGCCACUGGCUCUGCCCAUCAUCAGGAAUUCAGGGUAGUAUUCAGCAUACAUUGUCUUAUGAAGUGAGUUUGACUAGAGUUAUAGACUGACCCAAGACUGAUCUGGGAUUUGAACCUGUGUCUUCCCAAUUCUACUUUAUCCACUGCACCACAAUUAUAGAAAAUUUCUGACACUUUUAAAUUAUCACUUUUAAUUAUGCAGGGCGCUACAGUACGCAAUGAAAUGGAUUCAGUCAUCAUUAGUCGAAUAGUGAAGGGAGGUGCUGCAGAGAAGAGUGGGCUGUUGCAUGAAGGUGAUGAAGUUCUGGAAAUUAACGGAAUUGAAAUUCGUGGAAAGGAUGUUAAUGAGGUUUUUGAUUUACUGGUAUGUUGAGCCUUGCUUUCAUGGUAUUCUGCUACUUACUAUGAUCCGACUUGUGCAUUUAAAUUUGUUAAAUUCCAGUUCAGACUUUGAUAUGUUUUGCCAGGAGCUAUGCUUAAAAUGUUUGACCCCUGCAUACCUUGCAGACAGCCUAUGUCUUGUUACAGUUUCUAAGGUCAGAGGAGGACAGCCUCCUGAAAUUGCCUUCAGCACAAAUGGGAGCAGCUUGCAGGGUUGUUAAUACUUGCUCAUCAGUUCUGAAAUGCUUCUUUACCGGAGGUGUAGCAGAGUGCAGUCCUAGGAGUGAGACUUCUUAUGUAAGCAGGGCUUUAUAAAAGUAUUUAGGAUUAUAUUACUUGAAUGCUAUGUAUAAUUGCAUGAGACUUUUAUGUCUAGAAUUUGGAUUGUUCUGCACCACCUGUUCCUGAAUAUGCCAGAACAUAUUAGGAAAUGUUCCAAGUUUGUAUUAGGACAUACUAGGAAAUGAUCAAAGUUCAACUCUUCUUUUAACCUGGCACUCCAGAAGGUUCCAUGUACUUUUUGUCCAGUCAGCUUUGAAUUGAUUAAUUCCCAUGGACUGGCUUCAGCUACAAAGCUGCAUCAUCCUGGCUUUGGGUGUCAUUUUCAUUUCCUUAGUAAAUUCCAAUUGUGCUGCCCUAGGAGCACCAUCUGACUUUAUUUUAGCAUUACCUAGCCUGGCACAUUACUUAUGGGUCUAGUGUCUGGGCUAGCCAUGGCUGUUGACAUUAAGAGGUGAGACUUGAGACAUAAAGCACAAGAAUUGCCUUCCUGGGUUAUACCAGAGUCCACUUAAUCAAGCAUUCUUUGUCUCAAUGGUGACCUGAAGCAUGUGAAGCCAUUUAUCUCCUUGUUUGGGGACUAGGCUGUUUUCUGAAAAGUGGAGGCAAUUUGUCACAUAAAUAUGCUAGACUAGAGCACUUCCAAAUAGAGGUAGGGAAACUAAGAUUAGAGUUCAGGGAGAAGAAAGACCUGUAAGAGCAGCAGCUUGAAAUUCCUCCCCUCCCCUUCACCCAACCCAUUGUUGCUCCCCAUGAGUGAGUGUCUAACUUCAAGGCUGUUUUUAAGUUGUCAGUUACUAAUGAAUGUGCUUUUCCUCACAGGCGGACAUGCACGGCACGCUGACAUUUGUCCUGAUUCCCAGUCAGCAGAGUAAGCCACCACCCACAAAAGAGACAGUGGUAUGUUCUUGUGGCAUAUUUCCAGUAUAUAACUUAACUUAAUUGCAGGUGUUCAGUCGGUUUUAUAUUCUCUUUUGGUUGCUAUUGAAGUCUCGUGCGUCUCCUUCACUGAAUAAUAGACUAUAUUUAAUUUAGCCAUGCUUUAAGAAGAGAUUUUGAAAAUGUUGGUGGAAGCAAUUGUAAGUUGUCCCAUAACAUAGGGUUGCCAUACGUCCAGACAGUGCUUCCAACUUCAGUUUUCCGGCUUGGUCUGGGAGAUUCCAGACGUAUGGCAACCCUACCAUAACAUCACUUUUUGACACUAUUGACACAGGCAAUCCAUUUGUUAUGUGAAGUAAGGAGAGUAAUAAAACUAUUCUUAUCUUUGGUAUUGCCAAGCAGUACCUUUUCCUGAGUAGGCAUUUUGAGGAGGAGGAAAAAAUGGGUUUGGGGAUACUUAUAAUCCUUUGAGUGACUGGGAAUAUUAGAGGGAUGUCUUUGGCAAGCAAGAUUUCCUGUUUAAGAGGCAGAAGAAAAGUAGAUAAGGAUUGGAUGAUGGAGCAAAAGGCUUUCUGGGUGAUUAGACGUGAGCUGUUAAACACAACAGAUGUUUCUAGCAUGUCAUGUGCUGCUAAUACAAGCAAUCUUCAUCUGAUUUUUAACUCUCCCUGUACUAUAUCCCAGAUCUUCCCUGCAGUCCCGAUUCCACAGGAGGCUUUGGGGAGGGCACAGUGGCAAGUAGAGAAGGGGAAGGAAGCCCUGUUGUGCAAAUGACCUUUUUCAUGCACAUUAUUUUUUAGUACAAUCCGUUACUUGUUUAUCCCAUUUCAGGUUCUACAUUACCAUCUGAUACAAACCAUCUUCAUUUUCAUCACAAAACUGCAUCAGCUUUAGGCAGGGAACCUUUCAGUUUAGAAAUGUCUUGAGUGUUUAUUUAUGUCUUAGUGAAGAAAUAAGGUUUUCAUACUAGAUUCUGAGAGCAGAAAUCACAUUUGUUGUAUUGAUUUUAUUCUUUAAGCACCAUAGAGAUUUGCUAUUAAGUGUCUUGUUUCUGUAGUGAUAGUUGUAUGUGCAAAAUGGUAGAUAUUGCCUUGAUCUGGGGUGUGCUUUCAGUUGAGAUUCAUUUGCCUGCGCCUACCCCACUUUUUCUGUGCCACCAGGAUAUUCCUCUUAUAGUUAUGCAUCAAAGUGCCCUUUCAUUGAGCUCAGAGUGACAUUUCCCACCCCACCCUAUGUAAGCAGAAUGACUUCUCAUUAAAAAAUGAAAGUGGUGGAGGCGGCUGGGGGGGAAGCAGGCACAAACAUCAAGUCAUCAAUGUUUUCAUAACGCAAGUGUCAAAUUUAUUUUAAAAUUGGUAUUGUUCGCUACAAAAAAGUUUGUUCUAGCUGUCUGCCAUCUCUGUGUUACUUGGUUGAUUGUGUUUGGAAAAAACACCUUGCUAAUAAUGAGUGAACAGAAGUAUCUGGAGCACGCUUUUCCUAGCCAUCUCCCACGUGCAUGUACAUGUGCCGCAGCUUUGUAAUGCUGCACUUUCCCUGACAAUUUGGAUGGAGAAACUGGUUGGAGCUUGCUUGGGACAAGUUGCUUGGGAUAGUUAAGCAGGAGAGCAGGCAGACCCAGCUUGAGUUCACACACAAUCCAUAAUGGCUGGGCAGAGGCAAACUUUCCUUUGGAGGUCAUCAGAGAAUAGAAAAUUAGUGCUCUCUUCGGUGUUUAUGAUUUAAAUUUGAGUCUGCCUUUUCAGGUCUAAGUUGUAGAGGUGAACCCCUCUUGCCAAUUCAAAGUUACUUACUGCCCAGUUAAUUGUUCCUAAUAUUUAAUUGCCUUCUAUACCAGUAGUUUAUAUUUUUAUUUAUGCUUGAGCUCUUCAUUCUGUAUUUGAAGUGAAAGUGAGAUCUCUUAUAUACAAAAGGAACAUAUUGUCAGAGAUUAAUACUUGCAAUUCCAGUCCAUAUUUAUGUUUAUACCUCUUUAUUUUCUAGAUCCAUGUGAAAGCUCACUUUGACUAUGAUCCAUCUGAUGACCCCUAUGUCCCAUGCAGAGAGCUAGGCUUAUCCUUUCAAAAGGGAGAUAUACUCCAUGUGAUCAGCCAAGAAGAUCCAAACUGGUGGCAGGCCUAUCGAGAUGGAGAUGAAGAAAAUCAGCCUUUGGCAGGCCUCAUUCCAGGUAUUUAAUCAUGGAGUAUUUGUGUAUAUUGAAUAUAUUUUUUACAAAGAAGUUUCAGAUACCAUUGUUGUUGAACUACUGGGAUGUUGCUUUGAAUUGUUGUUGCAUAGUCUCCUCCUUUGGUGAGCUGCUGAUAUGACCAGAUUCCCAACAGGAGGCCUAAUGUUGUAGAUGUCUUUUAACUUUGGCAUUUAAAAACAAAAACAAAAUGAAAAAACUGAUGCAGAGGUAUGAGGAGAAUUCUUAUUGUGGGAUUAUCUUCCUCAAAGCGCUUAUAGGGAUCAAAAUCUCAGUCCAUUUUGAAAUGUGAUCACUCUUGAAACAGUGGUGUACUCUGAAAUGGCAAUAAUUUCUCAUUACUAAUUGUUAAAUGUAUUUUAUCAUUAAGGGAAAAGUUUUCAGCAACAAAGAGAAGCUAUGAAGCAAACUAUAGAGGAAGACAAAGAACCAGAAAAAUCAGGUAGAUGAAAAUCUUCAUGAAAUACCUGUGAUAACUAAUAAUCUUAAAAGAAACUCAGUCCUUGAACUGUACCUCCUCUUUUUCAGUUCAAAUACUUCAGUGAUAGUGAGCAUUUAUCCACAACUUCCAUAACAUGUUUAAGGAGAGCUAAACCGACUAAGCAACUUUUGCUGAGAUACUGUCAUAUUUGGGUGAAACUUAAUGUACUCAGUGUAGACUCACUGAAAUCAGCAGACAAUUGAUCUACAUGGGUCUAUUCUGAGUGUGAUUUAGCCAUCUAUUGCACUUUGACUCAGGUAGAACCUAGAAGUGGUACCAUGUGUUUUGUCCUCCUUGAUUACAUAUAUGGAUGUAUUGUACUCAGGUGGGGGAGUGUUCAUUUUUAAAAAUUAAAAAGAGAAAUAACCAAGGGAAUGGACAGUUUUGCAUGUGUGGUCCCACUGACAGAAGACAGAAGUAGCAGUUCCUUAAUACUGAUAUACAGACCAAGUAGGGAGUACAAACCUCUAUGAACUUUCCUUCUACUUGUUCUUGCUAGUAUAGCCAGUUCUUUAAAAAAAUGAUAUCACAUUUCCAAUAUGACAACUAUCCACUGUUUUGAUAUUCCAAGUGCCUCCUUAAGACACUUCUUUCACCAUGGCUUAUUCACUUUACUUACUUUUUCUUCCUCUCUAACAUGUCACAGCUGUUCCUUGAGAUCAGGGUGGCCACAUGUUGCUGGUCCAACUCCCAUCAUCCCCAGCUAGCAUGGCCAAUGAUAAGGUAUGAUGGGAGUUGCAGACCAGCAGCAUCUGAAGUAACACAUGUUCUCCAUUCCUCCUUUAGAUCGUAAGUCUGUGUGAGCAGGGUCUGCCUUGUGUUUAAUUUGUGUACAACAGCUAUCAAUUUAACAUGCGUUAUAAAAUAAAUAAUUGCAGCUGGAAUCUUAGUUACAUAUAUGGACAACUUUGACUCUCUAUUUUUUAACUUCUAGGGAAACUUUGGUGUGCGAAGAAAAAUAAAAAGAAAAGGAAAAAGGUUCUGUAUAAUGCCAAUAAAAAUGACGGUAAGAAGGGAUUUCAGCUAUCUUCCAGUAUUUUUUCUGGUUAGUGCAACUGAUUUAUUUUUCAGCUUACGAUGUGUUAAAAUUAUUGCGCAUAAAUAUUCACCCAUAGUUAUUGCUAUAUUAUCUGGACAAUAUGUUUUCUAAUAUUUCUUUCGUGAUUAUAAUAGUGAAUUUUCUAUGGGUUUUUAUGUUUUAGAAGUAAACUGCUAGUCUGUGACUGUAAUAAACAUUGAUUUUAGAAGUGAUAAGCCUUGGACACUGAUCCUUUGGCAUUCAAUUAAUGUGAAGAAAUGAUAACAAAACUAUUACACAGCAAUAAAAGACGUAUUUUUUAAAGCUGUUCUGAGGUAUUCAAUUCAGUUUUACUUAGAGUAGACCCACUGAAAUUAAUGAACAUGGCAGUUAGGUGCAUUAAUUUCAGCAGACCUACUCUUGAGUAAAAUAUAGUUGACUAUCACCCCAUGUUUAUUUCUUCCUAAUCAAAAAAUGCCAUACUUAUUUUGGCCUUGUUUUCUCAAGAUUAUGACAACGAGGAGAUCUUGACUUAUGAGGAAAUGUCCCUUUAUCACCAACCAGCGAAUAGGAAACGACCCAUUGUCCUGAUCGGUCCACAAAACUGUGGCCAAAAUGAACUUCGGCAAAGGUUAAUGAAUCACGAAGCUGACAGAUUUGCUUCUGCAGUUCCUCGUAAGUUGAAAGGCUGGGGCAUGUAACUGUCUUGUGUUCUGAUGUCAAACCCUUGCUGCCUGGCCUUACAUCAUUUUUGCAAGUUCAGUUCAGUACCACACUAUAUACCUUAGUAUGGAGGGAAGUUGCUUUAGUAAAUUCUUCCCCAAUACAAAUGUAGGGAGUUAACCAUAAAAAAUGUCCUUUGACCCAGUGACGCAGAUAUGUAAUUUUUAAUGGUAUUAUAACUCUUCCCCCCCACAUCAUUGGAUGAUGAUGUGUAUUAAGUUAACUAAAAAUGUAGCAAGGCAGCCCUGUUCCAUUUUGGGCCCUUCUACUUAUUCUGCUGAGUGGAGCCCUGGACUUCUGCCACAAAGACCCUUUUCUGAUUGUACUACUACUUUGAUCCCAUUCAUAAGAACAAGGCAGUUUAUUGAAAUAACUUAGUUAAAUUCUCAUUUACAGGAAGGUGAUUUUGCUACCUUGCAUUCUCCUGUAUUUUCAGUUGCAUCUGACAUCCCCUGCUUCAUGUUUUUGUUCAAAGUACAUUUGCAUGACUGGACAUGUGUUAUGCACAGUUGGACAUGUGCCAGAGACUGCUGUAUUAUGGAACUAUUUUUUUAGCCCAGUUAAGAGUUUGCGAUUCUUUCUGGCUGAAAGACUCUAAAGGUCAACAUUGUUAAUUUUGCACUUAUACAUUCUGCUGAAAAGGGUUUCUUUCCAAGUAGCUGUUUUUCAUACCUUGCAAACUGACAUAACAAAAAUGCCUUCAAAACAGUUAAAAGACACAGAAGUCUUAAAUUAGAUUUGUUUACUGGUCUUUUCAGAUACAACACGAAAUAGGAGAGACAAUGAAGUGGCUGGCAGAGAUUACCAUUUUGUAUCACGGCAAGUAUUUGAGGCCGACAUAGCAGCAGGAAAGUUUAUUGAGCAUGGUGAAUUCGAGAAGAAUCUGUAUGGUACCAGCAUAGACUCUGUCCGGCAAGUGAUCAAUUCUGGAAAGAUAUGUCUUUUAAAUAUCCAUACACAGGUAAUAGAAGUUCUUUUGGACAUUGAAAUCCUAGGUUCUGUGUUGCAGUAGUUCAGUUAGAAUGUGUUGUUGAUGAAGGCCUUAUUUUAGUUGGUUUUGAUACAAAUGUGAAAUCUGUCUAUGUAUACACUAAAUUUUCUCCUAGAUCAGAUGUAUGCAACUUCCCUAAUAUGCUUCUAUACAGGCAAUAAAUUUGUACAUUAGUUGCCCACUCUACAUAUUCAGUGGUUAUAUGUACUGAGCAGUUUUCGUAAGACUAAUUUCUAAAUACAUCACUCUUCAGUUUUCUCUUUGGAGAACUCCCCAUUGUAACUUGCCCUACCCCAGUAGACAUGUGACAGGAAGAUAUGCAUCUUUAAACAUGCAGUGGACAAGCAGUAAUGUUGCUUUCAGUCUCCCAUUCACAUUUCGUGUUUACCAUAGCAAUCACCAGUGUAACUCAUGCACCAUACACAGUGAGAAGCAGCUAUAAUCAAAGGUUCUUCAUGCUUCAUCCACUUUCACUGUGGUCAUGUUAGACUUUCUUCAGAAUCCUCAUCUUGUUAGGUCAUUUAAAGGCAUCUGUAGACCACAUGUUGCUAAGUCUUGAAUUAUGCUAUCUGUGUUUUCAAGACUAAUAUGAAGAAAUAGCAAAUUACUCUAUAAAAAUACACUAAUACUGUAAAUAGCAGAAUUAUUGUAACCACACUUAGCAAGGGUAUAGAAUAUUAUAUUCUUCACCACGUAAAGAGCAACUCAUAGUAAGAAUGUGGACUGUCCAAAUUCAAAAAAAUUAGUCAUUAGAAUAUAAAACGUCAGUUCCUCACAGUUCCUGUACACAUAAUCAUUUUAGAAUUGCAUACAUGUUCGUUAUGUAGGUUUACAUCAUUUUUCUGUUGUCUUCUCCAUUUUGCUGCUGUCAGAAGAACUGUCAUCUGGAUAAGUGGCAUGGUCUACUAUUAGGAAAAUUGGACUCGGCUACUCUAUAUCAGUUGCAGUUUUCAGCUCUAGUUUCAAUGUAACUAUCUCUUUGCUAGCUUGUGUAGUUCAUGAAGUUUAAGUUCCUUUUUUUGGUUAUUUGUGCAGCCCCAACUGAACGAUUUUUGAGAUCACAUGUUGUAACUUGUUAAGCUAGUUUCUCCAGGAGCAAACUGGCUUUUCUAGGUAGAAGCCUUGCACAAUCAUUAGUGUAGAGAGUCACCAUUUAUGUAUAAUGUUGCAUGCAUAAAUUGUAUUGACAAUAGAUAAUUGGUAUGAAUUACAGUUUUGCUUUGUUUUAUGAAAAUAUUAAUAGUACAGAUUUAUAUUUCCCAACAGUCACUGAAGAGCCUUCGCAAUUCAGACUUGAAGCCAUAUAUUAUCUUCAUUGCACCACCUUCACAAGAGCGGCUUCGUGCAUUACUGGCCAAAGAGGGCAAAAAUCCAAAGGUAAUAUUCACAUGUAGUGUUUAUAACAGUGCAUUCGGCCCUUGGUGCUCCGAUACACAUUUUCUUCAAAUAUGCUAACUGUGUAGCACGCAGCAGUCACAAAAUUCAGUAUGAGAAGACACAGGCAGGAUUGCAGACCUAACUUUAUGCCACAGAAUUCAAUGUUGGUGGGUUCUGCUGCUCCUGUUCAGGGUUAUGACAUCCUCCUACAGCUUGUGUCCAAAUACACAUCAGUAAUAUGUGAUGAGGCUUACUGAAUUGGGACACUUUUAAGUAAAUAUACAUAUGAGGGGUGAGGAAGCUGACACCACGUCACCCUUUCAAGCAAGAAAGCUGCCACAUUCCUCUUGAGAGUCCCCAAAACCUCUAGCAUGUUGAGCAUGGAUGGAGAAAGUAGAGGUCUUGUUGCAUGAGCUGAAAUUUUUCCACUCACAUGUGUGCAUUGGUUACAAAUUCUACUGACAAAAUUCUACUUUACUUGGUAUUCCCUUUAUUAUAGACAGAAUGUGUGGCAGAUGUUGAGUUCCUGCUGAAUUUUUUCUUUUUGGAUUCUCUGUUUUGAUGUGUUCCUCCUAGUUUCUGCCACCAGGUGGUGCUGGCCAGCUGUUUUUGAUAGUGUUUUCAGUUUGUCAAUGUAUUACAGUGGUAGCUUGGUUUAAGAACAGCUUAGUUCAGGGGUCAGCAAACUUUUUCAGCAGGGGGCCAGUCCACUGUCCCUCAGACCUUGUGGGGGGCUGGACUAUAUUUUUUGGGGGGAGGGAAAUGAACGAAUUCCUAUGCCCCACAAAUAACCCAGAGAUACAUUUUAAAUAAAAGGAUACAUUCUAUUCAUGUAAAAACACGCUGAUUCCUAGACCGUCUGCAGGCCAAAUUUAGAAGGCGAUUGGGCUGGAUCCAGCCCCCGGGCCUUAGUUUGCCUACCUAUGGCUUAGUUUAUUAACAACUUGGAUUAAGAAUGCUGCAAACCUGGAAGUAGGUGUUUUGGUUUGUGAACUUUGCCUUGGAAUAAGAACAUGUUUCGCUUCCUGUUGAGUGUGUUCCAUUUGUAAACUGUGUCCCCCACUGCUAUGGGAAAGCACACUUUGGUUUAAGAACGUUUUGGUUUAAGAACAGAUUUCUGGAAUGGAUUAAGUUCGUAAACCAAAGUACCACUGUACAGUGGUACCUUGGUUUACAACCAUAAUCCAUUCCAGAGGUCCGGUUGUAAACCAAAACAGGUUGUAACCCAAGGCGUGCUUUCGCCAAUGGGGCCUCCCCCCCAAAAUUGGUUGUAAUCCAAAAAAAAGGGACACGCACUUCCGGGUUUCACAUGGUUGUAAUGCAAAGCGGCUGCAAACCAAGGUACCACUGUACUUAGAACAGGACAAAAAGCAGAAGCCAUCUAAGCUGGCUGACAUGACUGCUGGUGAUCACUAAAGUGCAUUUAUCUUAAAUUUUGCAUUCAGUUCCCUGUUUAAAAUAGAAUCUUCCAGGUUUCACAGCACAUCAGCUAUUUAAGCUUGGCCAAGGGGUAGGGGGUAGAUUUGUCCUUUAGGGGUUCAGCCCCCAGAUCAGAUAUCCUGUUUGACAGGUGAUCAGGGUUGCAUGUGUAUACCUGGUAUUGGGAACCCAAGACAGGACAGGGGUUAUAUUGGUGUAUCAUCUAUUCUGCUGCCUAAAAGUCUCCCUCCCUAAGCUCUUGGAGGUAAUCUUGGACAUAGUGUUGAGGACCUUGAGGCAGCUUGUACUGGGAAUCCUCAGUGUUUAUGCCAAAGUUGCUUCAUCUGAAGAAGCUCAGAAUGUUAUGGCCUCCAUGCCAACCAUGGCCCUUUCUGAAACUAUAACCGGGCUAACAUGGUGGCAGGAAACACACUGUUUCUAUGUUGUGGGAGCCAGUUGUGAUUCUGUCAUGGACAGAUCAUCAUCUGAUCUAUUUUGACUUAUAACCCAUAGGAGGGAAGGAUCAAAUUAGAAGGUCUGCUCCCAAACCCUAAUGGAUCCAGAUGGUUUUAUGAGGUCAUUAGGGGAUUUUCCUGCAGGUUUAGUCAACAGUCUUGUUUAGGUCCUGAUCUUUGCUUGGAAUGAGGAGAUGACAAUGGUUAUCAGCAAAAGGGAGUUCUGCAAAUUCCUAUGAUCCCUGGGACAUUAUCCCAGGGAUUAUAAGAUUGUGCCCUAGUGAUAGAUGCGGCUUGACUUUCAGACCUGCCAGUACUUUGUUUCCUCCUAAUCAAUCUAAUGCUGCUUUUUCACAAGACUCUGACAUUUUUGUGUAAUAUAUCCAUAAAUAUCAUAAUAUACUUUCGUUUAAAUUUCAGCCUGAUGAACUUCGAGAAAUUAUAGAGAAAACCCGAGAGAUGGAGCAAAAUAACGGCCAUUACUUUGACACAGCUAUUGUGAAUUCUGAUAUUGACAAAGCAUACCAAGAAUUACUUCGUUUAAUUAACAAACUUGAUACAGAACCUCAGUGGGUUCCAUCCUCCUGGCUACGGUGA